Molecule: messenger RNA, 6674 nt
Organism: Siniperca chuatsi (mandarin fish)
Lineage: Eukaryota; Metazoa; Chordata; Actinopteri; Centrarchiformes; Sinipercidae
Gene: cers3a
Product: ceramide synthase 3a
Exons: 11
Coding region: 187-1389 (400 amino acids)
Biological process (GO): ceramide biosynthetic process
Cellular component (GO): membrane
Molecular function (GO): sphingosine N-acyltransferase activity; DNA binding
Source: RefSeq, a predicted model, not a curated record
CUGGGCUGGGUGUGACCAUAAAGAAUGUCAAACAAAGAGAGAGUGGCUGGCUGUUUGUCAUAGCGGGGGAAUAGAGGAUUUUACCAUCCAUGUUCAUCUCCCACAGCAACACAGCAGGCAGCUGGUGUAGGAGCAAUAGCCCUUACCUGCUCUGUCCGGUGGCACUGACAGUGGAAAGGGUGGAGGAUGUUUGACACACUGUAUGAAUGGUUCUGGUGGGACAGAAUCUGGCUGCCUAUGAACCUGACGUGGGCUGACCUGGAGGACAGGGAUGGCCGGGUAUAUGCCAAAGCCUCACAUCUCUACAUUACUGUGCCCUACGCCUUCGCCUUCUUACUCAUCAGAUACCUGUUUGAAAGGUGGAUAGCAACACCACUUGCGGUCUCAGCUGGGAUCAAGCAGAGCUUCCAUCUGAAAGCAGAGGACAACCCCAUCCUGGAACUCUACUACACUACUCAAUGUAGAAAUCCUGCUCAGGCAGACAUUGAUGGGCUGGCUAAAAAAAGCAGUUUGUCAGUGAGACAAGUUGAGCGCUGGUUCAGAAGAAGACGCAGUCAAGACCGUCCUGGAGUCCUGAAAAAGUUCAGAGAGGCCAGCUGGAGGUUUGUCUUCUACUUGUCGGCGUUCAUCGGAGGAAUAGUAGCACUGUAUGAUAAAGAAUGGUUUUAUGAUACUUGGGAAGUAUGGACAGGUUUUCCAAAGCAGUCCAUGCUGGAGUCUCAGUACUGGUAUUAUAUCUUCGAGAUGAGCUUCUAUGGCUCUCUUCUCUUCAGCGUUGCCUUUGAUGUCAAGAGAAAGGACUUUAAGGAGCAAAUCAUCCACCACUUGGCCACGCUGGUCCUCUUAUCAUUUUCCUGGUGUGUCAACUACAUUCGUAUAGGAACACUGGUCAUGCUCGUCCAUGAUGCCUCCGAUGUUUUACUGGAGUCUGCCAAACUAUUCAACUAUGCCAAAUGGGAGAAAACCUGCAAAACUCUUUUUGUUCUGUUUGCCAUAGUGUUUAUGGUAACACGACUGAUCAUCUUCCCAUUCUGGCUGAUCCACUGUACCUGGAUCUACCCCAUUCACCACUACCCUGCCUUCUUUGGCUACUACUUCUUCAACGUGAUGCUAGUGGUUCUUCUCUGUCUGCACAUAUUCUGGGCCUACCUCAUUCUCUGCAUGAUCAGAAAAUUCCUGUUUGGCACUCUGACCAGAGAUGAGAGAAGUGACAAUGAAGAGGAAGAGAGCAGCCCGACAGAGGACGAAGGUGAGGAGCAGCACAAACUUGGCAAUGGAUUGGUAGUUGAUGAGAAGGAGGACAAGAAUGGCUGCUUUCGAUGCUUGUCUCCACCAGAGAACCUCUGCUGGUCAAAGACUGUACUGACUCGUGCUCAUUAUGAUCAGUAGAUUUGAAGACGUGAGAAAUAGACCAAUGGUUAAUACAUUUUAAUCCAAUAUGGACCAAAAAAAUAAGCAAAAUGUGAUUUAUUACUUCAGAUGCUGGAACACAACCUAGCCUAAAUAUGCCUUGCUGUUCUCACAGUGCUUUGAACUGCACACACAGAGAGGGAGAGAGACUUUGAGAUGUUUUUGGCUCUGUUCUUCCCCACAGUGUUGUCAAUGGCAGCGCUUCACUGUCCUGCAGGUCAAAAGAGACCAGCGAUCCAAACAAGACACAAACCCCACUGUGUGCUUAUCAUCAUAUCUAAUUUGUUCCGUAUUGUUUGUGAAGAGCAGAGCGGGUGCGCUGUAGAAUGUUCCCCCAGCCGCUUCACCCCACUGUUUCAUCCAAGGGCUGCUGGCUUUUAUAUCAACCCUCUGUUGGCUCGCAUCGCUUAUUUAAGGUCACAGGGAGAUGAAUGGGAUCCAGUAACACCAUAGACUUCUCCAGAUAAUUGUGAGCUUGUGAGGUGGGGUGGGGUUAGACGGGUGGGGGUGUUAUGUUGGUGUGCUCACCUUCAUGAGAAGUGCAUGAAGGUGAUCUGUGUAUAAUAGUCUAUAUUUAAAACUACACUGUCCAACUGAGGCCUUCCAUGAAACACCUCCAAGUUCCCAUCAUGUGCAGUUCACAGAAAAACCCUAUGCUGGAAUAAUACUACAUGACUGCAGGUUUUCUGUAUGUCAAUAAGUUAGUAGUGAUUUCAUUAAACACAACUAUAUUUGAAAUAUGCACCUUGUGAGCACUACACAUACUAAAAUUAAGUUUUAAAACUAGAUUUUGUCACAGGUCAAAAUCUUAUGACUGUCUUGCAGGGGUAGGACCUGGUUUAGUUGAUCUUGUAUUUUGUUUUGUUAUUUCCCAAGAAAUUUACAAUUAAUCUAUUACUAGAACCAAUUGACAUGCAAUAAACCUGGGACUUUUGGAGCCCCUGUGGGUCUGGGAUUUUGGGGCAUUUUCCUGCUGAACCUGUUUGGUAAUCAUUUUAAGGCCCAUUGGUCCAGGAUGUGUUUAGCCUGGAUUAGCUCAAAGACUGGGAGCAGAGAGAAAUUUCAAGUGCUAAAACAAGUGAAUAUUUCAUCAUAUUUUCAAAUUUCUGGAGCUACCAUUCAUUUUUAUGCUCAAAUUCAAAAUACACAUAAAAAUAUCAUCUUUCAGGGCUUUAGUGUUGUUGAGUCUAAUCAGUCUAUAAGUAACCUUCUUGAUAUGGAGAAAACUGUUUAGUUUUAUAGUUUAGUAUCUAUCACUUUCACUCUUUCCAUUUUCACAUAUAUAGAACCGAAGUGAGACCGGAACCAUUGCCAUUUGAAACAAUGCUAAUGAAAAUCCAGCCUUGGAACACAGCCUUUCUCAACAGUAUGUUGUGUGGCUCACUUCAUAUGUUUGGAUAAGGACGUAGUUUUUGGAAAAAUGAUCUAAUAGUGUUGUUUAUUUAAUAUUUCUGUUUCAUAGCAUCCUUUGACAUAGAAGUGCAUGAAGAAAUCUCUAUCAACCCAUCUUUAAACGGAACUGACUACACUAAAUCACCAUUGGCACUGAUUGAAUCAGUAGCUUUUAGCAGGUGGAGCUCCUCACUGGUAACUGGGAGCACAGUUGUCAGCUCAGUCGUGAUUUGCAGCACGUUACUUCCUCGUUAAAAGACCCCAAAAACGCAGAAACAAUCAUAAUCUGCUAACUCUGUUGUAAAUAGUAGGCCGCUGAGCUAUUAACCUUACGAACGGUCCUUGUAUAGGCUAAUUUUGUACUGAACUGAACAUGACAGCUUGGACUACAAAAAGACUGAAGACAGUCUGAAUGUCGCAGCCAUAUGAACGGUGAUGCGUUCACUUACUGAAGUGCCUUUGUACCUACUGAAGUGCCUUUGAAUGGUGAUGCUCAGAGCUGUCAUCUCUCACGCAUUGACCAUGAGCUCAUGCAAUUGACACUUUUCACACACUCUCACACCACACUUUUCUCACACAGUGAAAAACACAUUUAUAACUGAUAACACGAAUCAACUCCGCCCAGCUGAUGCGACACCAGUGUACACCGGGAUAGUGAUCAAGUGGAUCCACUCUUGCGCUGUGAGUCACAGACAGUUUGUGACUAGAGUGAUAACGUUAAUGGUAGAGUAUUGUGAUAGAAAAAUUAAACCGCCAACAACACCAAGUUUGAUGAAUUGAUCUCUGUCUGUCAUUGACUGAUUGAUGUCUUUUACCAUCUUAAAAUAUAAAAGUCAAGUAUGGAUACAUUAAGAUAAAAAGGAAUAUGUUCCUAUAUCACCCAUUCAAUUUAAGACAAUGAGAUGGUGGCUAUACAAUGUUUUUUUAUUUUUAUAUUUUAAAAAAAGGGAAUAAAAAAGUAAUGUAUUUUGAGUUACAGUGAGAAGGUACACUCAUAAUAUACUCUUCAUAAUAAAGAGUAUUAGACACUGGAUUUGAACAUGAACAAAAGCUAACAUUAAUUUACAGUGAUCCUGAUAAAAUUCAGUGUGUGCCUUCUUAAAAUAUAUAUAUAUAUAUAUAUAUAUAUAUAUAUAUCAUAUUUUGAUACGCUGUGUGACAAAGCAACAGGCUACAAGUCAUUUUCAAUGGAAGCCGGUGAGAUGAAGCUACAAACUGACAGGCGUGACGAACUACAAAUCAAAGUUGAGCUGGCCUCAACUUCUUUCAGUGCUCAAAUGGCGCAGUGAAGCGUCAACCAAUCAUAUGUUUUUGUUUCACCAUUUCUGGUUUCCUUCUCUCUCCCCACAAUUCCUGCUCUGUUCUGUCUAAAAAUGGAAGAAAAACGUAACUGCGUCAACAAGCGCUUUAGCAACACUUCAACGGCAACUCUGCGACCAUGUAGUUGGCCAUUCUUGGCUGUUUUGUAGCUUUGUUGCUCACAGUGUGAACAUCAGCUUUAUAUGUUGUGAUUGAAGUUGCAAAUAGAACAUUAUCUCUUGAUAGAGCGAUAAAUGAUAUGCCAUAGAUCUACCUGUACAAUGCUUCAGUACAGUUUAUAUCCCUAAUUGAAUACCACAACAUGUGAUGUUCAGUAUGGUCAUGGGUUAAACAUGUAGAAAGUAAGACUGCUUUUUUUGAUGUAUAUUCACCACUUUUCUGGCAGAAUGAUUAAACUAAGCAUGAUAGCCAUCUUAAUCAUAACAUGUUGCUUUUAAGUAGCUGAGAAUAUGAUAAAAGCAUGUAGAAAUGCAGAAAAUGGUAUUAUGGAAAAUGGUAUCACUUUCAACACCCACAGUCUCUGGCCUGUCUCUGACCCCUCUUUUGGGCGGCAGAGUCAUCAUGAAGAAGAUAUCCAAGAAAAAAGAGGUAAAGUGAAGAACAGCCACCACUACAAUACCCUUAACAAGUAAAUCGUGCAUAACCAGAAUAAAACAUAGGUACAACAGUAGUGGCAUAUAUGGUCCAUAUAGUUUACAAGUGCUACGAAUAAAACCAAUGCAUAAGUUAGUUAAGGUCAGUGCUUGCAACUGCCUGUCUUCGCUUGUGUCAGUGAUCACACCAAACAGCCAAUCAAAAGUCAUGGUCAGUUCCAUCUCUGUCUCCAUAGUCUAAAACUGAACUUGACAAGAGAGCGGGACCACAUUUGUACACACGGAGCAGAAAUGCUCCCUCGCAAGGAUGGUUUUCCACUCACGGAUUCUGUUCUGUGCGCUCGUAUCACAUGCACAUGUCUGGUUUUUAUGUGCCUGGGUUUUCAGACUAAUUUUGGCAACAGAAUUACUCCAUAAAUUCACCAGAAUGCAAAAAGAGAGGAUAUGAUGUCUGGAGGUUGACAAGUAUGCUGGUCAGGUCUGUGUAUGUUCAGGCAGUUUAUUUUUUCAUUUGAAACCAACCAGCUGUUUUUCUUUUUUUUUCUUUUUUGGUUUAAAAUGAAAAAAAACAAAAAAAAAAACAUGGUAUUUACAUGUAUGCUCAGGCAGUUUGUUUUUUCAUUUGAAACCAAAAACAAAAAAACAAACUGCCUGAGCAUACACGGACCUGAUCAAACAUACUUGACCAUGAUUAUUGUAUUGGCUUUACAUCUAUACAUGCAUUAAAAGUGUGAAUUUGGCUAUUGAACUUUUUAAACAAAAUUCCUGGGGGUUGAGGAGUGAUGACCCCGACCCCUGCAGUGAGUAAUAUCACAGAAGACCUACUCAUAAAAUGCACCAACUUCACUGAUACCAAAUCUCACUCCAAACUAAAUUGAAAACUUGACAGCCCUGGUGAUGCGUUGCUGACACAUGUACUGUGUGUUAAUUUGAACAGUGAUGCGACCACUUAGCUUAGGAAAAAAAGUGAAUGAACUACAUUGACUACGAAUCUUUGAGCUGAGGUCGAUCAGUUGGAGAAAUGAUGAGCCCUCCCUAAUACCUCCAUGGAUGAGACUGUCCCCCCAAGAAGAAGCGACAAAGUAGGGAGGAGGUCAGGGUGGAUGGGUGGAUCAAUAAAACAUCGGACUUUAAUACUGAGCAAGAAGCAGUCAUCUUAACCCAAACCACUGUUUCCCUAACCUUAACACCUUAACACCAAACCAUGAUCUUUGGGUCAAACCUAACCAAGUCGUUUUUGUGUUCAAUGGUAAUUUGUAACAUUUGUGGAAGGUACAGACAAAUCCUGUAGUCUUGCCAACAGGGGCGUCAGAUCAGAAAGCUUCUAUGUGUUCUUGAGAGCAUGGAUAAGCUACGUAUUUUGUCAUUUGAAUUGGAGGACUUGUUGGAAAUGACUCCUGUGAUUAGCUGAACAUCACAGAUCUACAGUAAUAAGUGUUGGAGGUUUUACAGCACAUACUUUAUCAGCGUUACUGUACAGUCACUAGAGUACAUGAGUUUUCCAAAUACAAGAGAAAAAUAUUUAAGGAAGUUUACUCUUGCCUAACAACACUAAUGCUGUGCCAAAGAUGUAUCUGUUACUGCUCUCCACCAAACUGGAGAAAACAAGCAUGGAAAACUGGUUGUAGGUUUAUUUAUUAUAUGGAAAUACUGAGUGGUAUUAUGUGUGCUGAUGGUAUGCUUGUAUUUUCAGAUCAGUCCCUGGGAGUCAUAGGCAGACAUUGCAGCAACAUUGAAAAAAACAGUUAAGGAAGAGUGAGUUUGAGCAAUAAAAAUGUGUGGUGUUGGGAUGGAAAUGCAUUCGUCUUUAUAUUUCGUUUAGCCAACAGCAAAUGUAGUGCUGUCAGGUCCAGGAUGUUAUAAUGAAGAGUCACAAUUUUCAAAUGUAGCAAGUAGUCUUAAACACUGAACUGUUUGUGUCAUUUUUAUGCUACAAUAAAUAAAAUAGUGAAAAAAUUG